This is a messenger RNA of Mus caroli (Ryukyu mouse), 3986 nucleotides long. It is a transcript of the gene Ift88, whose product is annotated as intraflagellar transport 88. Gene Ontology annotation, molecular function: kinesin binding. The record is from RefSeq and is a predicted model, not a curated record. NCBI's taxonomy places the organism in Eukaryota, Metazoa, Chordata, Mammalia, Rodentia, Muridae. Gene Ontology annotation, cellular component: ciliary basal body; non-motile cilium; ciliary base. Gene Ontology annotation, biological process: non-motile cilium assembly; inner ear receptor cell stereocilium organization; intraciliary transport.
CCCAAGAAGCAGCCAUUGCUCUGUUUUCUUGUAUAGCUUGGCUUUGCCUCUUCUGCAGCUCCACAGACGUAAAGUGGUACAAAUGAUGGAAAAUGUUCAUCUGGCACCAGAAACAGAUGAGGACGACCUUUACUCUGGUUUCAACGACUACAACCCAGCCUUUGAUACUGAGGAGUUGGAGAAUGACACGGGUUUUCAGCAAGCAGUGAGAACCAGUCAUGGCAGAAGACCUCCAGUAACUGCUAAAAUACCAAGCACAGCAGUCAGCAGACCCAUAGCUACUGGAUAUGGGUCCAAGACAUCCCUGACAUCAUCAAUGGGAAGACCGAUGACAGGGACGAUUCAGGAUGGAGUUGCUCGACCGAUGACAGCAGUGAGAGCAGCUGGCUUUUCCAAGGCAGCUUUGCGAGGCUCUGCAUUUGACCCCCUUGGUCAGUCCAGGGGCCCUGCUCCUCCUUUGGAAGCCAAAAAUGAAGACAGUCCAGAAGAAAAAAUUAGACAGUUGGAGAAGAAAGUAAAUGAGUUGGUGGAAGAAAGCUGUAUUGCCAACAGUUGUGGAGACUUAAAACUGGCCUUAGAGAAGGCAAAAGAUGCAGGAAGAAAAGAGAGAGUCCUGGUGAGACAACGAGAGCAAAUCACAAGUCCAGAAAAUAUCAACUUGGACUUAACCUACUCCGUUCUUUUCAACUUGGCCAGUCAGUAUUCUGCUAAUGAAAUGUAUGCAGAAGCACUAAACACAUACCAAGUUAUAGUGAAAAAUAAGAUGUUUAGCAAUGCAGGAAGACUGAAAGUGAAUAUGGGAAAUAUUUAUUUAAAGCAGAGAAAUUAUUCCAAAGCCAUUAAGUUCUACCGAAUGGCCUUAGAUCAGAUCCCAAGUGUCCAUAAAGAAAUGAGGAUUAAAAUAAUGCAGAACAUUGGAAUCACAUUUAUAAAAACUGGUCAGUACUCAGAUGCCAUCAACUCAUUUGAGCACAUUAUGAGCAUGGCCCCGAGCCUGAAGGCAGGCUUCAACCUUAUUCUUAGUUGUUUUGCCAUUGGAGAUCGGGAGAAAAUGAAGAAGGCAUUCCAAAAAUUAAUUGCUGUUCCGUUAGAAAUUGAUGAAGAUGAUAAAUAUAUCUCCCCAAGUGAUGAUCCCCAUACUAACUUACUGAUUGAAGCUAUAAAAAAUGACCACCUUAGGCAAAUGGAACGUGAAAGGAAAGCCAUGGCAGAAAAAUACAUCAUGACAGCUGCAAAACUCAUUGCUCCUGUGAUCGAAGCAUCUUUUGCUGUGGGUUAUAAUUGGUGUGUGGAAGUAGUGAAAGCCUCUCAGUAUGUGGAGCUGGCCAACGACCUGGAGAUUAACAAAGCAAUUACUUACUUGAGACAAAAGGACUUUAACCAAGCUGUAGACACAUUGAAAAUGUUUGAGAAGAAGGACAGUAGAGUGAAGAGUGCAGCUGCGACCAACCUCUCAUUCCUGUAUUAUCUGGAAAACGAAUUUGCCCAAGCCAGCAGCUAUGCAGAUUUAGCUGUGAACUCGGAUAGAUAUAACCCGUCAGCUCUCACUAAUAAAGGGAACACAGUCUUUGCAAAUGGUGAUUAUGAGAAGGCAGCUGAGUUCUAUAAAGAGGCCCUGAGAAACGACUCUUCCUGUACUGAAGCACUUUAUAACAUUGGCCUCACCUAUAAGAAGUUAAACCGUCUGGAUGAAGCCUUGGACUCCUUCCUGAAACUGCACGCAAUCCUUCGGAACAGCGCUCAAGUUCUUUGCCAGAUAGCAAACGUAUAUGAGUUAAUGGAAGAUCCCAAUCAAGCUAUUGAAUGGCUGAUGCAGUUGAUCAGCGUUGUUCCAACUGACUCCCAAGCUCUGUCUAAACUGGGAGAGUUAUACGAUAGUGAGGGAGACAAGUCCCAGGCAUUCCAAUAUUACUAUGAGUCAUACAGGUAUUUCCCUUCUAACAUUGAAGUCAUUGAAUGGCUUGGAGCUUAUUACAUUGAUACCCAGUUCUGCGAGAAAGCCAUUCAGUACUUUGAAAGAGCUUCCCUUAUACAACCCACACAAGUGAAAUGGCAGCUGAUGGUAGCUAGCUGCUUUAGAAGAAGUGGUAACUACCAAAAGGCAUUAGCUACUUAUAAAGAGAUUCACAGGAAAUUUCCGGAGAAUGUUGAAUGUUUGCGUUUCUUGGUUCGUCUCUGCACAGAUAUUGGAUUAAAAGAAGUUCAAGAAUAUGCCACAAAACUCAAGAGGUUGGAAAAAAUGAAAGAAAUGAGGGAACAGCGCAUAAAAUCGGGCAGAGACAGCAGCGGGGGUUCUCGCAGCAAACGAGAGGGGAGCGCGGGCAGUGACAGUGGCCAGAACAAUAGUGCCAGUAGUAAGAGUGAACGACUGAGUGCCAAGCUCAGAGCUUUGCCUGGGACAGAUGAACCUUAUGAAAGUAGCGGUAACAAAGAAAUAGAUGCCUCCUACGUGGAUCCACUGGGCCCUCAGAUAGAAAGACCAAAAACUGCAGCCAAGAAAAGAAUUGACGAGGAUGAUUUUGCUGAUGAAGAGUUAGGAGAUGACUUGCUCCCAGAAUAAUAUAAACUCUAAUAUGCUGUGUGUGUGUGUGUGUGUGUGUAUAGGCCAGAAAACAGCCUCAGAUGUUCCUCAGGCACCAUCCAUCACCUUUUUACAUUUGUGGCAGGGCUCCUCUGGCCUGGAACUUGCCAUCUAGGCAAGACUGGCUGGCUGCCCCCACGGGUCUGCUUGUCUCUGCUCCCUGGCUGCGGAGAUUUAUAAGCACCACAUGCAGCUUCCUUUAAAUGGACUCUAGGGCUUGAACUCAGGUCCUCCAGCUUGCAAGGCAAGCACUUUUCCAAUUGUGCUCUCUCUAGCCAAAUAAGUCGUUUACCAAAGAAAAGAAAUUGCCUUAUAAGGUAAUGUUCAUGUUAAACCUGGAUCAAAUGUCCAAACUUUAAUUUUGUACACCGUUGAAACUUUAAAUAAGUGUAUUUUGUUCUCUGAGGAUGGAUUUGUGCUGUCAUUUUUUAAAACGGAAUAAAAACUAUGAAGCUACUACCUGAGGCUAAUGACUUCCUUAUUGGCCCACAACAAGCCAAUAAGGCUUACAGUAGUGAGCUUACUAUAUUUCACGGCUUAGAAAUUAUUAAGAUAAAUAUGAUCUUUAGUCAAGCAAUACUGCCUAGAGUUUAGAAGGUUGUCUUUGGAGUCUUUGGGAUUUUGUCUCAUUAUAAAGAUGGUUGGUUCUAUUUUGAAGGCAGUGCAAGAAAACAAGUAGAGCAAACACAAACCUGUAACCUUGCCCUUUUUCAUGGUUCCCACUAGUAAGUGCAUGGGCUGUCCCAUCCCUUGCUUUGGGUAUGAGGCUGAGGCAGGAUGGCUGGUGUGUCUUUAGAUAUGUCUGAGAGGCUCUAGAUAGUCCAAAGGAUUGGCUGCUCCAUCAUACCUGUCUUGAGACCAAUUCUUCUCAAGGAUAGUUGGUCUUGAAAUUGUGGGCUCAAAGGAUCCUCUUGCCUCACUCAGCCCCUUGAGUAGCUAAGCCUGUAAGCAAAUGCCACCUUACCCAAAAAUAUUUUAAAAUAUGAGGGUAUUGUGGGGUAUCCAACCCCAACUAAUAUAUUCCCAAUACAACCUAACAUUCAGGAAAAAUCAUGGAAGAUGAGGAAGAAAAUUGUGAGAGCCAGAUAGGACAUCUGCGUGAGACAAUGUCUUCUAUAUAUGAAGAAGAAGCUGCACACAUGAGCUCUCAACAAUAUGGCCGCCUGAAAAAGAUCAGCAUAACCAUAUCACUAGUUGACAUGCCAGUGUGAACAGGAACAAUUCCACAGGAUCCCACCUCUAGACAAGCUAUAGGUGGUCAGCACCUGUCAGAGAAUAGUCUCCUCCAGGGAUGAACUCCUGAAUAAGUGUCCAAGCUCAACUGUCAGCCCUGGCUGGACAUACUCAUAAAAAUAGCUUAUAUAUAUAUGCGUGUGUGUGUGUGUGUAAGUAUAUAUACACAAUA